Molecule: messenger RNA, 489 nt
Organism: Angiostrongylus costaricensis
Lineage: Eukaryota; Metazoa; Nematoda; Chromadorea; Rhabditida; Metastrongylidae
Source: the annotation of a GenBank genome assembly
UCGCUUGUUGCGAGAGGUCUUGCCAGAAACGCUGAACAUGCAGGUGAAAAUGCACCACCGGCUGCAAGAAUGGAUUUGAUGGAGUACGACUGCCAGGCCGAGCAAGUAGCGCUUAAUCAUGUUAGGCUAUGCGACAGACAACCAGCACCGCCCUCUGCUCGACCCGGUUACAGUGAAAACAUUCACGCAAUUGUAACAUUUACUAACGAACUCGGAGGAAAUGGCAUUCCUUCCAACAUGUUAUUAACGCCUCAUGUCCUUCAACGCACCCAAAGAACGGUGACAAGAGUAAGCAAGGUUCUCUGGGGAAGCAACAGAUUCAUGGGCUGUGCAACUGUACCUUGUAAUGGAUUCUACUUUACUUCUUGCAUGUACCGAGAUCCAGUUAAUAUCGUCGGAGCUCCCAUCUACUCUAUCGGCGCAGUCUGCAGCGCUUGUCCGACUGGUCCAAACAAUUGUGAUGGAGCUGUUGGCCUUUGUUCAUAUUAA